Molecule: messenger RNA, 1911 nt
Organism: Fusarium coffeatum
Lineage: Eukaryota; Fungi; Ascomycota; Sordariomycetes; Hypocreales; Nectriaceae
Exons: 1
Coding region: 1-1911 (636 amino acids)
Source: RefSeq, a predicted model, not a curated record
AUGGACGUCACUGCAUCCACUCUCAACAGGACCAGUCCCCUCGAUUUCGAUUUCGCCAAGAUCCAGCCUUUUGUCAAAUCCGGCGCCUUCCUCGAACCGCCCGACACUUCGUCUCUUCUGAACGACUCUCACGACUCUCAACUCUCCAAACGCAACAAUCGUUAUGCAAUGCGCUUCUCCUCCAACGCUGGCAUCAUUGAACAGUACGCAAGGUCGUGGAGUCAAGACCUCAGUGGCAAUCUUCCACUCGAACAAGACAUGAAUUAUGAGAAGCUUGUUGGUCCAUCAUCGGGUAGCAAUACACCGAGAUGGCCUUUCAUCAAUGACGAUAGCCUCAACACACCUGACUCAGUAGAGCCCGCCAGCCCUCUCUUCCCUACCACUACCAAUGCCGUCUCGCAGCCCAGACAGAUUCACCGAAUUGAUGAAGAUCUCGAGGACUGGGCUGUCUUGUAUGUCUCGCCGUUCGAUGCGGUUCCAGAAGCCACUGAAGCAGAGCUUCCUCCGCCGCCACCUGGUCGAUUAUCCUUCCGUCGCUCGCGCAAUAAGGUCAUGACAUCUGCCGAGUUUGAACAAUUGCGGAAGCAAAGGGCUAGAGAAGAAGCUGAAAGACGGCUCUACGAGGGCGAAGACGAGGAGGACAAGAUCGACUACGAGGGUGUCGACGAGGCUGAGCUUGUCAGAAAGCAGAUGGCGCAGCGUAAGAAGCAACAGGCGCACCUUGACAACUACCGACAGCGGAUGAUGAAGAGUACCAAGGGACCUGACCUUCCAACGAUACCGUCUCAUCAUUCGAGAAAGCCUUCGUCAUGGUCUAUGAAGUCCUUCAAGACAUUCCGAGGUCACCAAGAGGAAGCAACAACACAAUACGGCGGGGAUGACGAUGAGGACGAUGUGCCUCUAGCCAUACUUCAGAUGCAACGACGCUCUGAUGGGAGAUCAGACUAUGGUGUGCAGCUUCAAUUACGAUCACCAUUGCCAGCCUUUGCAAACGGGUUGCCGCAAGAUCCAUAUGCCGGGGCUAUGAACGCUCAAUGGCCGAUGAACAACCAACAGCUUAUUCCAGGUGGUCUUGUCGGCGUGAUAGCAAGUGAAGAGCGCGCCAAGGCGAUGCGACGUGUUGCUCCAAGUCAUGGCUUCCAGCCUUUACCUGACACCAACAACGCUUUCAACUGGGCCUCGUCAUCUCAUCAGCCACCGCCAAUACCUGGCGCAUUCAAUAUGCCUGCCAUGCAACCGCCAAUGCCAUACUCGCGACCGCAAACGCCAGUUGCUGUGCCACAAAUGCCCCCAGUCCCUCCCAAUAACCAAAUGUUCAACUUCAUUCAAGCCCAAACGGACUUCUUGCGCAGUAUGGCCACUAUGAAUCAACAAAGAGGUGGUCAGGCCUGGGACCAACAGUCUGCAAUGGGUAUGGGUAUGCCCGGUGCAAUGCCUAAUUACACCCCUUCAAAUUAUGCUCCUUCAAAUUACGCAAAGUCCAAUUACGCGCCAUCAAACUAUGCGCCGUCCAACUAUGCGCAAUCCAAUUAUGCUAGGUCAACUUAUGCAAAGUCAACGUAUGCUCGCUCAAACUAUGCCAAGUCUGUUCACAACCGAGAUACUGCAUACGCCCCUUCAGUCGCACCAUCAGAACGAAACACUGUCGGCAUGCCAAGUCGCUACAGACCCGUCUCAAAGGCAUCGCAACAAGUGCGCUCAGAAAAGGAGACCCCAAGGGUUUCUACCUCAAGUAACUGGAAUCGUAACCGCAACACCAGAGCGGACACAGCAGCUAUCCUCGAAGGCGACAGUACCGACAGCGAAGAUGAUGAAGCAUUUUGGAGAGCGAAGAAGGCCAAGCGAGACAGGAGAAGGGCCAUGUGGAUUCAAGAAAACGAUUUGGGGAUCAAGGGUGAAUGGAUCAUCUGA